Molecule: messenger RNA, 6153 nt
Organism: Theobroma cacao (cacao)
Lineage: Eukaryota; Viridiplantae; Streptophyta; Magnoliopsida; Malvales; Malvaceae
Source: RefSeq, a predicted model, not a curated record
CCUAAAUAACGUGUUUAACUCAGUAAUGACCAAUAGCGAAACGGGCCCGCAAGGGCUGACGAAGCGGCCGUCGAGAAGCGCAGCCACCACAACGUUCUCAACGGAGGUGUUCGACAACGAGGUCGUACCUUCCUCACUUAGUUCCAUCGCUCCCAUUCUCCGCAUUGCCAAAGAGAUCGAACCUGAACGUCCCCGUGUCUCCUAUCUCUGUCGUUUCUAUGCUUUUGAGAAAGCACAUAGGUUGGAUCCGAGCUCCAGCGGACGUGGAGUGAGGCAGUUCAAGACUGGUUUGCUGCAAAGAUUAGAGAGGGACAAUGCAUCCAGUCUUGCCUCUAGGGUUAAAAAGACUGAUGCACGGGAAAUUGAGAGCUAUUAUCAGCAAUACUAUGAACACUAUGUUAGAGCACUGGACCAGGGUGACCAGGCAGACAGAGCUCAACUUGGCAAAGCUUACCAAACAGCUGGAGUGCUUUUUGAAGUGCUCUGUGCCGUUAAUAAAACUGAGAAAGUUGAAGAAGUUGCUCCAGAGAUUAUUGCAGCAGCUAAAGAUGUCCAAGAAAAGAAGGAAAUCUAUACUCCCUACAACAUUCUUCCUUUGGAUGCUGCUGGGGCUUCACAGUCUAUCAUGCAGCUUGAGGAGGUUAAGGCUGCCGUGGCUGCAUUAUGGAACACUCGUGGCUUGAACUGGCCUGCAGCAUUUGAGCCACAUAGGCAAAAACAUGGAGACUUGGACCUUCUGGAUUGGUUAAGAGCCAUGUUUGGAUUCCAGAGAGACAAUGUCAGGAACAUGAGGGAGCACUUGAUUUUGCUGCUUGCCAAUAAUCAUAUAAGACUCCGCCCUAAGCCUGAACCUCUUAAUAAGCUUGAUGAACGAGCAGUUGAUGCUGUUAUGAGCAAGCUAUUUAAGAAUUACAAAACAUGGUGUAAAUUCUUAGGACGCAAACAUAGUUUACGACUGCCGCAAGGCUCUCAAGAAAUACAACAGAGAAAAAUACUAUAUAUGGGAUUAUAUCUCCUCAUCUGGGGUGAAGCAGCUAAUGUGCGAUUCAUGCCAGAAUGUCUAUGCUACAUUUUUCAUAAUAUGGCAUAUGAACUCCAUGGCCUGUUGGCGGGAAAUGUUAGCAUAGUGACGGGGGAAAACAUCAAGCCCUCGUAUGGCGGAGACGAUGAGGCAUUCUUGCGGAAGGUUAUAUCACCCCUUUACUGUGUUAUUGAAAAGGAAGCAGCAAAGAACCAAAAUGGAACUGCUUCUCAUUCACUCUGGUGUAAUUAUGAUGAUCUGAAUGAGUAUUUCUGGUCUUCUGAUUGCUUCUCUCUUGGAUGGCCUAUGCGUGAUGAUGGCGACUUUUUCAAAUCAACCGCUGACAUGGGAAAGAAGAAUUCUCAAAGAAAAUCUCGAAGCACAGGCAAAUCAAAUUUUGUUGAGAUUAGAUCAUUUUGGCACCUCUUUCGAAGUUUUGAUCGACUAUGGACCUUUUAUAUACUAGCUUUACAGGUAUUGGUCAUUCUUGCAUGGAAUGGAGCUUCAUUAAAGGACAUCUUCCGAAAGGAUAUACUGUAUUAUGUAUCCAGUGUCUUCAUUACAGCAGCCAUUUUGCGUUUCCUUCAGAGUGUUUUGGACCUUUUUCUCAAUUUCCCUGGAUAUCAUAGGUGGAAGUUCACUGAUGUACUGCGAAACUUUCUCAAGAUAAUUGUUAGUCUUGCAUGGGCCAUCAUUCUUCCACUAUUCUAUAUGCGUGCACUCUCUUUUGCCCCUGAUAAACUUAAAGAUGUGCUAUCAUUUCUUCGUCAAGUAAAGGGCAUUUCUCCUCUAUAUCUCUUGGCUGUAGCACUAUACUUGCUUCCAAAUUUACUGGCAGCUGCUCUGUUCAUUUUCCCAAUGCUCCGGCGUUGGAUUGAAAACUCAGACUGGCACAUUAUUAGGUUACUGUUAUGGUGGUCACAGCCAAGAAUUUAUGUUGGGAGGGGAAUGCAUGAAAGUCAGUUUGCGCUUAUAAAGUAUACUCUUUUUUGGAUAUUACUUUUGUGUGCCAAGUUUGCUUUCAGCUAUUUUGUCCAGAUAAAACCAUUGGUGAAGCCAACAAAAGAUAUAAUGAGCAUUCGUCAUGUUAAAUAUGCAUGGCAUGAAUUUUUCCCUAAUGCUGAACACAACUAUGGAGCUGUUCUUACACUCUGGGCACCAGUAAUAUUGAUUUAUUUUAUGGACACUCAAAUAUGGUAUGCUAUUUUCUCAACCAUAUGUGGUGGUGUUAGUGGGGCUUUCGAUCGCCUUGGAGAGAUAAGAACUUUGGGAAUGCUUAGGUCACGCUUUCAGUCCUUGCCUGGUGCAUUUAACACAUGUUUGGUGCCUUCUGAUAAAUCGCAGAAGAGGGGAUUCUCUUUAUCAAAGCGAUUUGCUGAGGUAACAGCAAGCAGAAGAAGUGAAGCUGCGAAAUUUGCUCAGUUAUGGAAUGAAGUGAUUUGUAGCUUUCGUGAAGAAGAUCUAAUUAGUGACAGGGAGAUGGAUCUGUUACUAGUUCCUUAUACAUCAGAUCCUAGCCUGAAAAUAAUUCAGUGGCCACCCUUUUUGCUGGCAAGCAAGAUCCCAAUUGCAUUGGAUAUGGCAGUUCAGUUCCGCUCGAGGGACUCUGACCUUUGGAAGCGUAUAUGUGCUGAUGAAUACAUGAAAUGUGCUGUGAUUGAAUGCUAUGAGUCUUUCAAAAUUGUCGUAAAUACUCUGGUUGUUGGUGAAAAUGAGAAAAGGACCAUUGGGAUUAUCAUCAAAGAAAUUGAGAGUAACAUUUCGAAGAAUACUCUUCUUGCAAAUUUCAGAAUGGCUUCUUUACCUGUCCUUUGCAAGAAAUUCGUGGAGCUUGUUGGGAUCUUGAAAGAUGGUGAUCCAUCCAAACAGGAUGCUGUGGUUUUGUUGCUUCAGGAUAUGUUAGAAGUAGUUACACGUGAUAUGAUGGUGAAUGAGAUACGUGAAUUAGUAGAACUUGGACAUAGUAACAAGGAAUCUGGAAGGCAACUUUUUGCUGGUACUGAUGAAAAACCUGCUAUAGUGUUCCCUCCUGUGCUUACAGCACAUUGGGAAGAACAGAUAAGACGUCUUCAUAUGCUUCUGACAGUCAAAGAAUCUGCCACUGAUAUACCAACAAACCUUGAGGCACGUAGAAGGAUUGCAUUCUUCGCAAAUUCAUUGUUUAUGGAUAUGCCACGUGCUCCUCAAGUUCGUAACAUGCUCUCAUUCAGUGUCCUGACUCCAUACUAUAGUGAAGAGACUGUCUAUUCUACAACUGAACUUGAACUGGAAAAUGAGGAUGGUGUAUCAAUCAUAUUCUACUUGCAGAGGAUCUAUCCAGAUGAGUGGAACAACUUUUUGGAGCGACUCAACUGUAAGGAGACUGAGAUUUGGGAAAAUGACGAAAAUAUUUUGCAGCUUCGCCACUGGGUCUCCUUAAGAGGACAAACUCUGUGCAGGACAGUUAGAGGGAUGAUGUAUUACAGACGAGCUUUGAAGGUUCAGGCUUUUCUUGACAUGGCUACUGAAGAAGAGAUUUUAGAAGGCUACAAAGCCAUCUUAACUCCAUCUGAUGAAGAUAAGAAAAGUCAGAGAUCCCUAUAUGCUCAGUUGGAGGCAGUGGCUGACCUGAAAUUUACUUAUGUUGCUACCUGUCAAAACUAUGGAAAUCAGAAACGGAGUGGAGAUCGUCGUGCAACUGACAUCCUGAAUUUGAUGGUUAAUAAUCCCUCUCUUCGUGUGGCAUAUAUUGACGAAGUUGAAGAAAGGCAAGGUGGAAGAGCUCUGAAAGUUUACUAUUCUGUUCUGGUUAAAGGUGUUGAUAAUCUUGACCAGGAAAUCUAUCGAAUAAAAUUGCCUGGAAAUGCAAAGCUGGGAGAAGGAAAGCCUGAAAAUCAGAAUCACGCGAUAGUUUUUACUCGUGGAGAAGCUCUUCAGACCAUUGAUAUGAAUCAGGACAAUUACUUGGAAGAAGCGUUCAAAAUGCGUAAUCUUUUGGAAGAAUUUAAUGAGGAUCAUGGAGUACGAUCGCCUACAAUUUUAGGAGUUCGUGAGCAUAUCUUUACUGGAAGUGUAUCUUCUUUGGCUUGGUUCAUGUCAAAUCAAGAAACGAGCUUUGUCACCAUCGGUCAAAGAGUUCUUGCAAGACCAUUGAAGGUUCGUUUCCAUUAUGGUCAUCCAGAUGUGUUUGAUAGAAUCUUCCACAUAACCCGUGGAGGCAUCAGCAAGGGUUCUCGUGGCAUCAAUUUGAGUGAGGACAUCUUUGCUGGUUUCAACUCAACCCUAAGACGAGGGAACAUUACUCAUCAUGAGUAUAUUCAAGUUGGGAAAGGUCGGGAUGUUGGGCUCAACCAAAUAUCACUUUUUGAAGCAAAAGUGGCUUGUGGUAAUGGGGAACAGACACUUAGCAGGGACAUCUACAGAUUAGGCCAUCGCUUUGACUUUUUCCGCAUGUUGUCAUGCUAUUUUACAACAGUGGGAUUUUAUGUCAGCUCAAUGUUGGUUGUCUUUACAGUCUAUCUUUUCUUGUAUGGAAGACUUUAUUUGUCAUUAAGUGGUUUGGAGCAGUCAAUAGUUAAGUUUGCUUCAGCUAAGGGAGAUGAUCCCCUAAAGGCAGCCAUGGCUUCACAGUCUAUUGUUCAAUUAGGCCUUUUGACAGCCUUGCCCAUGGUCAUGGAGAUUGGAUUAGAGAGAGGAUUUAGAACUGCAUUAGGUGACAUAAUAAUUAUGCAGCUUCAGUUGGCAUCUGUGUUCUUCACUUUCUCCCUUGGAACAAGGGUCCAUUAUUUUGGGCGCACUAUCCUGCAUGGUGGGGCAAAAUACAGAGCAACAGGGCGUGGUUUUGUGGUUCGGCAUGAGAAAUUUGCAGAGAACUAUCGACUGUACUCAAGGAGCCACUUUGUGAAGGGGCUGGAGAUUAUGGUAUUGCUUAUAUGUUACAGGAUAUAUGGUUCUGUGGCAAGAGAUUCUACAGCUUAUGCACUCCUCUCAUUUUCAAUGUGGUUUUUAGUCGUCUCCUGGCUGUUUGCUCCUUUCCUUUUGAACCCAUCGGGAUUUGAAUGGCAAAAGAUAGUAGAAGAUUGGGAAGAUUGGGCAAAGUGGAUUAGCAGCAGAGGUGGUAUUGGAGUUCCCUCAAGUAAGAGCUGGGAAUCUUGGUGGGAUGAAGAACAGCAGCACCUGCAGCACACUGGGUUUAUGGGACGUUUGGUGGAGAUUGUUCUUGCUCUGCGCUUCUUCCUUUGCCAGUAUGGAAUUGUGUAUCAUCUAAACAUGACCAAGAAUAGCAGACAAGGAAUACGGCAGAGCAUCAUGGUUUACGGUCUGUCCUGGCUGGUCAUUGUUGCGGUGAUGGUUGUUUUAAAGAUUGUGUCCAUGGGUAGAAAGAAGUUCAGUGCAGAUUUCCAGCUGAUGUUCCGACUUCUUAAGCUACUCCUGUUUGUCGGGUCUCUAGUAAUUAUUGCUAUGCUGUUUUAUUUCCUUGAUCUCACAGUUGGAGAUAUCUUUCAGAGCCUACUAGCCUUUAUGCCGACAGGGUGGGCUCUACUGCAGAUAUCACAAGCAUGCCGGCCAGUGGUGAAGGGCAUCGGAAUGUGGGGUUCUGUCAAGGCUCUAGCAAGAGGGUAUGAAUACAUGAUGGGGGUAUUCAUCUUUGCCCCAGUUGCCAUCUUGGCCUGGUUCCCCUUCGUCUCAGAAUUCCAGACUAGGCUGCUGUUCAACCAAGCUUUCAGCCGAGGGCUUCAAAUCCAACGUAUUCUGGCCGGUGGCAAGAAGCAAGCGUGACACAACAAAUACAGAAUGACGAUUUAUCGAAAAAAAGAAGAGGAUGCAGGAGCUGGGUACAGAGGGAAAGCAGUGGUUUGUAAUUGUAGUGGAAACACAAAGUGAUGAGCCAAAAUAACGCAUACGAGGGCCCCGUUGUUAUUCAGAUACAUGCUCCGAGUUUUCCUUUACUCUUCAUUAUGUAUAAUAUAAGCAAAGCAAUGAACUAAAUCUCUGCUAGAAGGCUGAGAGUCCUCUUCCUGGAACAGCAGAACGGCAAAUUUGAGCCUUUACACUACAUUCCAAACAAGGGCAAGUAAUUGUUUCCAACAUCAUUCAAACAAACUGUUCAGAAUUUAUCCAUUACAUAUAACUGCAUUACUACUGUUUUUUUU